Talaromyces rugulosus is the source of this 1005-nucleotide messenger RNA. RefSeq lists its product as uncharacterized. The transcript is spliced from 4 exons. Gene Ontology annotation, cellular component: mitochondrion; cytoplasm. The record is from RefSeq and is a predicted model, not a curated record. Lineage: Eukaryota; Fungi; Ascomycota; Eurotiomycetes; Eurotiales; Trichocomaceae. Bases 1 to 1005 code for a protein of 334 amino acids.
AUGGCGCAACCGGCCAUGUCGCCCUUUUCUCAAGCUGUUGUCGCGGCGAUGAGGAAGAUCUAUCCAGAGUCCCUCGCAGACAAGAGCUUCGACAACACCGGACUACUCCUUGAAUCACCUUUCGACCCCAAGCAACAGCUGAAGAACUCUGUGCUGCUCACAACCGACCUCACCAAAGCGGUCGCCGACGAAGCCAUUGCCCGGAGAGAUUCCAUAAUCGUGGCCUAUCACCCCAUCAUAUUCCGCGGCCUCAAGUCCAUCACUCUUCAAGAUCCUCAACAAAAGUCACUACUACGCCUCGCCCAAGAGGGAAUCAGCGUGUAUUCGCCGCACACGGCCGUCGAUGCAGUGCCCGGGGGCAUGGCAGACUGGCUCUGCGACAUUGUCAGCGGCUCUGUCUCGGGGCCGUCAGCUUCUUUACAGAAUGACCUCCAGAAUCAGACUCAGCAAUCAGAUCCAACAUCAUCAUACUCCGACGUGAUAUACCCCCAAGCCGGCCACAACGAGAUCCAAACCACAAACAUCAUCCCACACACUCGCAGCGCAAUCCACCCAUCCCCUGACCCCGUCCCAUCCGGCUUCGAAGGCGCCGGCGCCGGCCGCAUUCUCACAUUCACAGACCCCCAACCCCUGGCCACACUGCUCGACCGCAUCGGACGCGCCACUGGAAACCCCGGCUCCCUGUCCGUCGCCAUCCCACAAGACGCCUCAAUCUCAUCUCUAAACAUCACAACCGUAGGCGUGUGUCCGGGGUCUGGCAGCGGCGUACUCACGAAAGGCAGCGUGCUACCAGACCUCCUGUUCACGGGCGAGCUGAGCCACCACGAAGCUCUGGCUGCGAUCGAGCGUGGUUCUGUCGUUGUUACGCUGUUCCAUUCGAAUACCGAGCGCGGCUAUCUUCAUGAUGUGAUGCGUUCGAAUCUGGCAGAUGCGCUCAAGCAGGAUGGCCAGGUUGCUGUUAGCAAGGCUGAUCGGGACCCGUAUGGGAUUGUGGUUAGGAAAUAG